GCGUACUGAAUUACCACCUCAGCAACACUAUGAUAUUCAUACAUAAUUGACUUCUAAUUCUCCACUUAUUUUUCAGGUUAUUGGUAAUAUCCUGCGAUGACUACAGACAAAAAUCUGAAAGAAAUCCUUCUAGAUAUACUGGACAAUCUCUCAGGGGAAAAGGAAGGAGAUCUUGAAAGAUUUAAAUUCAGCUUAGAAAAUGCUGACUAUGAAAAAAAAGCACCAAUCCCCAAAGGUCGGCUGCAGGAAGCUGACACUCGGAUGAAACUUGUAGACCUCUUGUGUGAAUACUACAAGGAACAUGAUGCAGUGAAUGUAGCUAUAUCGGUCCUUGAAAAGAUCAAUCUCAGAGAUUCUGCUGCUAAACUCAAGGAGGCAAGAAAGAAAGCUUUGGGUCCUCAGCAAACACCUGAAACAUCAGCAAAUGCUUACAGAGUGAAGUACAGACAACAUGUACGAAACAAAUACACCACAAUAAAAGACAUGAACUCUCGUCUUGGUGAGAAUGUGAAGCUAAACAGCAGAUACACAAAGCUCAUCAUUGUAAAUGAACAUCGUCACAAAAAGCAGAGAGAACAUGAAAUAAUGGCCUUGGGACGGAGACAUGCAGAAAUCAUGGCUGAGUGCGCUAGUCCUAUCACCAUAGCCAAUUUAUUUGACUCUGAUAAAGAUGGACAGUCACCACAAAUUGUUGUGCUCCAGGGAGCUGCAGGGAUUGGAAAAACACUGACAGCAAGAAAGAUCAUGUUGGACUGGGCAAAUGAGGAACUGUAUCAGAGCAGGUUUGAUUAUGUUUUCUACAUAAAUUGCAGGGAAAUAAACUUGGUCUGUGAGCAGGGAAAUGUUGAAGAUUUUAUUUUAAAGAAUUGUCCUGAUCAAAAUGCACCAACUAUGCAUGAACUCCUGUUCAUAAUUGAUGGUUUUGAUGAACUGAGAUUUUCCUUUAAUCAACCAACAAGUAAUCUGUGCUCGGAUCCUUGUAAGAAGCAGCCAGUGGAAAUCAUACUGAGCAGUUUAUUCAGGAAAGAAGUGCUUCACAAAUUGUACUUAAUAAUUACUACAAGACCAACUGCCCUGGAGAAACUUGGGCAGUCUCUGAAAGAUGAAUGUUGUGCAUAUGCAGAGAUCUUGGGAUUUUCUGAAAAUGAGAGACAAGAAUAUUUCUACAAGUUCUUUGGGAAUGAAGAACAAGCAAGAAGAGCCUUUAACUUUGUAAAAGACAAUGAAAUGCUGUUCACCAUGUGCUUUGUCCCCAUUGCGUGUUGGAUCAUCUGCACAGUUCUGAAACAACAGAUGGAAGCAGGUGAAGAUCUUGCACAAACUUCCGAUACAAUCACUGGCAUCUACAUGCUCUAUCUCUUCAGUUUAUUAGAGGGUCACAGCAGCAAUUCAGAGAAACAACAGGUACAAGAUAACUUGAAGGGACUUUGCUCUUUGGCUGCAGAUGGACUAUGGAGGCAGAAAAUACUGUUUGAAGAAGAAGAUGUCAAGAGACAUGGCUUAGAUAAACCUGAUUCCCUCUUUCUGAAUGAGAACAUGUUUCAAAAAGGCAUUGUCUGUGAACGUGUUUACAGCUUCAUUCACCUGAGUUUUCAAGAGUUUUUUGCAGCUUUGUUUUAUGUGUUGGAGAAAGAAGAAACAGCAAAAAAAUCAGAAACUGCUAUACAACCUGUGGAAAAAUUGUUUGAAAAGUGUGGAAAAUCUAGGAAUUAUUUAAUGUUAACAGUGCAAUUCCUGUUUGGUCUCUUAAAUAAAAAGAGAAUGGAGGAGAUGGAGAAAAAUCUUAGCUGCAAAUUUUCAUCCAAAAUUAAAAAUAAUUUACUAAUGUGGGUUAAAGAAAAACCCUUUUUGUCAUUGUUCAACUAUGAUAAAUUGCUUUCUGAUAAGGAGGAGAUAAUUUUCUAUCUGGAUUAUUUUUACUGUUUGCAUGAAAUUCAAGAAACCAAAUUUGUGCAGAGUGCAAUGAAUCAUUUCACGGAGCUAAAAUUUACUCAUCAUACCUUUACCAAAAUGGAUCAAAUUGUUCUUCAAUUCUGUAUAAAGAAUUGCUGUAAUCUGAAGUCAGUUUACAUAGAGAAGUGUAGGUUUCUAACUGAAGACCCGAAUGAAGAUUCUGCAGGACUAUGCAAGUGGCCACUUCGCUUGGAGUGGGGUCAUCUCACAGACGCUGGGUGCGGGACUCUCGCCGCUAUUCUCAGAACCAGCCAGAGCCUGACAGAGCUGAAACUGCCUGAUAAUAAACUGGGAGAUGCUGGAGUGCGGCUGCUGUGUGAGGGACUGAAACACCCGAACUGCAAACUGCAGACACUGGACUUGUGGAAAUGUCGUCUCACAGACGCUGCCUGCGGGGAUCUUGCCGCUGUUCUCAGAACCAUCCAGAGUCUGACAGACCUCAACCUGGGUGGUAAUAAACUGGGAGAUGCCGGUGUGAAGCUGCUGUGCGAGGGACUGAAACACCCGAACUGCAAACUGCAGAGACUCUUAAUGUGGAGCUGCGGUGUCACAGACGCUGCCUGUGGGGAUCUUGCUGCUGUUUUCAGAACCAGCCAGAGCCUGACAGAGCUGGACCUGGGUGCUCAUUAUUCUCUGGGAGAUGCCGGAGUGCAGCUGCUGUGCGAGGGACUGAAACACCCGAACUGCAAACUGGAGAGUCUGAAGUAA
Mauremys reevesii (Reeves's turtle) is the source of this 2661-nucleotide messenger RNA. RefSeq names its product NACHT, LRR and PYD domains-containing protein 3-like. NCBI's taxonomy places the organism in Eukaryota, Metazoa, Chordata, Testudines, Geoemydidae. The record is from RefSeq and is a predicted model, not a curated record. Gene Ontology annotation, cellular component: cytoplasm. Gene Ontology annotation, molecular function: protein binding.